Messenger RNA from Thyridium curvatum, 1128 nucleotides. RefSeq lists its product as uncharacterized. The transcript has 2 exons. Bases 1 to 1128 code for a protein of 375 amino acids. Gene Ontology annotation, molecular function: serine racemase activity; threonine racemase activity; L-serine ammonia-lyase activity. Gene Ontology annotation, biological process: D-serine biosynthetic process; pyruvate biosynthetic process; L-serine metabolic process. The record is from RefSeq and is a predicted model, not a curated record. NCBI's taxonomy places the organism in Eukaryota, Fungi, Ascomycota, Sordariomycetes, Thyridiales, Thyridiaceae.
AUGACGUGCAGCACGCUGGACCGGAUGGCGUCCUCGCCCUCGCCCUCACUCUCGCCGUCCGGUACGGCAGGGGCGGAGGCUGAUGCUGAACCGCCGAAGCCGACGCCGAAUAUCCGGCUGUGGUUCAAGUGCGAGAACCUGCAGCGCGUCGGGGCCUUCAAGGUCCGGGGCGCGUUCCACGCCGUCGAGCGGCUGCGGAGGGAGCCCGGGCUCGUGGAGAGCGGAGGGUGGGAGAGGGGGGUUGUUACGCAUAGCAGUGGCAACCACGCGCAGGCGCUCGCCCUGGCCGCCCGCGAGGCCGGCAUCCCCGCGCACAUCGUCAUGCCCGACAUCUCGCCGCCCGUCAAGAUCGCCGCGACGCGGGGCUACGGCGCCAACGUCGUCUUCUCGGGCCCGACGGCGGCCGAGCGCGAGGCCGUCGCCGCCCGCGUCGUCGCCGAGACGGGCGCCCGGCUCGUCCCGCCCUACGACCACCCGGACAUCAUCCUCGGCCAGGGCACCCUCGGCCUCGAGCUGCAGGAGCAGGUCGCCGAGGCCAUGGAGGCCGCCGCCGGUGGUGGCGGCCACCACGACCCGACCACCACCAAGAAGAAGCGCGGGCUCGACGCGAUCAUCGCCCCCUGCGGCGGAGGCGGGAUGCUCUCGGGCGUGGCGCUGAGCUGCGAGGGCACGGGCAUCCGCGUCUUCGGCGCGGAGCCCUCCUUCCAGGGCGCCGACGACGCGCGCCGCGGCGUCGCGGCGGGCCGCCGCGUCGAGGCCGUCCGCACGCUGACCGUCGCCGACGGCCUGCGCACGCCGCUCGGCGCGCACCCCUGGUCCGUGCUGUACGAGCGCCGGCUCGCGGCGGGCUUCUACGCCGUCGGCGAGGAGCAGAUCCUGCGGGCCGCGCGGCUGCUCUACGAGCGCGCCAAGCUCGUCGUCGAGCCGAGCGCCGCGGUGCCGCUCGCCGUGGCGCUGUACGACGACGAGUUCCGCGCCGUGGCGGCGCGGGAGGCUGGGCCCGAGGGGUGGGACGUCGGGAUCGUGCUGUCGGGCGGGAACGUGGAGAUUGAUAAGCUGGGGGAUCUGUUUGCGAGGGUCGCUACUGGCAGGGAGGGAGGGGAGGGAGGGGAGGAGGGGGGUGCUUGA